This is a messenger RNA of Sclerotinia trifoliorum, 553 nucleotides long. Lineage: Eukaryota; Fungi; Ascomycota; Leotiomycetes; Helotiales; Sclerotiniaceae. The record is from the annotation of a GenBank genome assembly.
UCUACUUCUGGGCCUAAAUGGUUUAAAACAACACCAAACAACUACAUUCCAUGGAUAUUCAGGUCAAGAAGUCAUGGGACGAUAUGAAGAUGAGCAACGUGAUGGAGUUGGUAAAGGCGUAUGGACCUAUGAUAGAAUUAAAGAAGGGGUAUAAAGUUGAGGUGGGAGAAUUGAGAGAUAGGGGGAGAGUAAGAAGGGGGCGGGGAAAGAAUGGAAGGAAAAGCGCAUGUGGAAGAAGGUUUAGCAGGUAUGGAAGAUAUUGCAGGCAUGAGGGCAAUACGUGAAAGCGAUGGUCCUGGUCCAACAGACUGGAAAAGCACGAGACUUACGAGAAAUAUAGAGGCUUCGGGUGGAUCCGAGAAUGUCGGGAGAGUGGCUGGCAAUCAGGAGGAUGCGAAAAGAGAAACGGAAAACAGGAGCAGUGAAAAGAGUGCAGAUGUUGAUGAUAUGAACUAGACACUAGAGGAACAGUUGGGAUGAGGUGGGCAUCAUUGAGCCAACCAUUGGCCGGCGCAUCAUGGUUUUCUAAGAAUGAAAACAUGAUUUCAAUCGU